This is a messenger RNA of Effrenium voratum, 513 nucleotides long. The record is from the annotation of a GenBank genome assembly. Lineage: Eukaryota; Dinophyceae; Suessiales; Symbiodiniaceae.
AUGGCAUGGGCAGAGGAGGAGGAUGAUGCAACCCGUGGCCAAGAACUUCACUGCCGUUGCGGCGUGGUUUGCAGCAGGGCUGUCAAAGCUGUGAUGCGGGAGGCAGACAAGCUUGCGGCCCGCGCAGACAAGUACGAAAUGGCGCAGAUUUCGGAGCAGUUGUUGGAAAAUGCCACGGUGCGCCACUUUCUGCUCGCGUUUGAAGAGCAGGACUGGCCGGAGUUGCUGCAAAGUGUUGCAACAAUUGGUAUCCAGGCGUUGUCUCUGCAAUACGGGCGGUCACAGCUUGGUCUUGGCUCCCUCCGCAUGCUCGCAAAGUGGAUCGAGCGGCACAGGACCUGGCCCAGUUUGGAUGUGCUGACCCGAGCCUCGCGCACAGGACGACGCGAUCCCGAAGCCAACCCCAUGGCAGGGCACCGUCUAUGCUGCCAGAAGGCAUCGAAGAGACCAUGUCGGCAAGGCCAACGUCAUCGGUCACCCCCGGUAAUCCGCCGGCAAGUUGCGCUGCCCUGA